AUGAAGAACGUAGCGAAAUGCGAUACUUGGUGUGAAUUGCAGAAUCCCGUGAACCAUCGAGUCUUUGAACGCAAGUUGCGCCCGAAGCCUCACGGCCGAGGGCACGCCUGCCUGGGCGUCACGCAUCACGUCGCCCCCCGACCUCCUCUAUACGGAGCGAUCGGUUGGGGCGGACAUUGGCCUCCCGUGUGCAUCAAGCUCGCGGCCGGCUUAAAUGAAUUCACGAGGCGCCCGCCGUCACGACAAGCGUUGGUUGAGCACUCAACUCUCUUCCUGUCGUGUUGGACGGAGCGUCGCGUACCCAUAGACCCAAAACGGUGUGACCCUUCGUACGCGACCCCAGGUCAGGCGGGACCACCCGCUGAGUUUAAGCAUAUCAAUAAGCGGAGGAAAAGAAACUUACGAGGAUUCCCCUAG
Messenger RNA from Striga hermonthica, 417 nucleotides. The record is from the annotation of a GenBank genome assembly. NCBI's taxonomy places the organism in Eukaryota, Viridiplantae, Streptophyta, Magnoliopsida, Lamiales, Orobanchaceae.